AUGGCGCUGCUAACACGAUCGAUAUGCCAGGACACAAAAGUUCGGCAUUUCGCACGACGCAUUGAGGAAGUGGCCGUUCCCAACGUGCCCGGCGUGUCCAGCGCAAAGAGGUUCUAUCCUAUCAUCUCACUGCGAGAGAUCUUCUCCAACGACGAAGUCCAGAGUAUCCUCAAUCACCGGUGCGACGAGUGCAAGAAGCACUUGAGCGGCGACAAUGCAGCUUCUCUCGACCGAUCUUCUGCUGAUAAGAUCAUGAGGAGUGACGCCGCAUUGAGUCUGUUCGCGCUGCUGAUAUGCCUGGGAUACCCGUUGUUAAUUGGGUGCUUCUUGACCUUCUAUGGCCGGUCCAUCCGAGAGCCUCGACUUUAUUCUCAGUCUGAUCUUCGUGACACGGUUUUCAAGUUCCUGCCCGAAAGGCUGAGGGAGGAAGUCACGAUGUGGUUUCAGCAAUGGAAAUGGCAAUUCUCUCCACCGUCGUUUGAGGACGGAUCCUACCAGUUGUACCAGCAAGGCACCAUCCUGCCCUACUUGAAAGAGGCAAAAAUCGGACCGGGAGGCUUCAGCGAUGUGUACAGAGUUGAUAUUCACCCGUCGUACUCUUUUGCCCGGAAGGAAUUCCGGAGCCAUGACACGAUCGCUUUCAUCAAGGAAAGGACGAAUCUGCAGCGAAUAGCAGAACUUAAGUCACAGCAUCUCGUCCAGAUCCAGAAAACGUACCUGCUAGAGGACAAAUUCAACAUCCUGUUCCCACUGGCCAAGACGAAUUUAUACAAGUACUUGCGCGAGAGCGUCUGGAGGGCGCCUUGCCCUGCGAACAUCAGCAAAAACCCCUUGUGGGAACAAGUGCUCGGCAUCACUAUCGCGCUCAAGAAGAUCAUUCACUUCAUCGAUCCCAGGGAGCCUGGGAAGGUGCUAUUCGGAUACCACCUAGACCUCAAGGGGGAGAAUAUCCUGGUCGACUCGUCGACUACCUCGGCUGACAUCCUGAAAAUUACCGAUUUCGGACAGACCGAAUUUCUUGAUCCCAGCCUCCAAACUACCAAUGCAACGCCUGGCUUUGGUGGCACCGAAGCUUACGCUCCUCCCGAGUACACACUACAUCGCCCGGAUAGUGUGUACGAUAUCUGGUCCCUCGGUAUCAUCGUGCUUGAAAUCCUUGCUUAUGCAGCAAUGGGUACCAGGGGCUUGGUUGACAGGGAGGUCGGUCUGGAUUGGGUUAGAUAUACAAUAACCGGGUCUCAAGGGGACUCUAGGUUUUAUAUUGGCAGAGGGGAGAGUGCGCAAAUCAAGCCUGCCAUAGUGAGAUGGAUGGCUGAGCUGGAAGAGAUGCAAGACGCAACAAAUCGACGGUUUGUCAAGCAAGUGCUGGAGCUGAUAAGGCGGAUGCUUGAACCGCGGAGGAGAAAUCGCAUUACCAUCGAUGAACUGGUGUCAGAGAUGACCACCAUCUUUAAUGUGACGCCUUCUGAGGUCCCCGAAAUCUCUAUCGAAUCCUUAGGGUUGGAGGCCGAUGAGGUGGUUCUACUGACAUCUUUGGCACCAGACAGACGACAAGACAUGCAGUUGAGUCUUCCCUUUCGUCAUGUCGUCGAACCUCCAACAGGGGCAUUUGCAAUGUCAUUUUCCGCGCUGGAAAAGGACCAUCCCGUUGCGCUGGACAGGGGAUCAAUUAGUGUCAACGAUAGAGCUGCUGUCAGGCUCUUGCAAAUGGCAUUAACCGGCCAUACCGUUUCGAAAACGACUUAUUCAUUGGAAGAAGGGUUUGAGUUGAAACGGCGUAAAUCGAUGAGCCUCAAAGUUAAGGGCCUUUUCUCCCAUGGCCCCGACGAGUCAGUGAAACCCCCCAGGGCUCUGUGGCUGGAGCUGUGGGUAGAAGAACACACCAAACUCCCCAACCCGGACAUACCAAAUGGUGCCGCUUCUCCCGAUCCGGGACGUCGUAUCAACCGAGAGCCCGAUCUAGGAAAGAAAACGCCUUUGGGAAGAGUGGUGGUCUACUGUGAAGAUCGGAUUUUCAUCGUGCCAUUUGCUCCAGAAUGGCGAAUCAAAAGCGAAGAAGAUAUCAAAAGGCGUGGGCAACGCGAGCUUAUUCUGCAUCCCAUGGACAAAAGUCAAAGGGAUGUCUUCAACGUCUCAGAAAUAUUGGGGAACAACAACACGCAUCCUGCUAUUCCCAUGUCGCAUGACUCAUUACGAAGAGUUGAGAAAUGCACCCGCUUUUCGUGUGAGGAGAUGAAGUUGAAAUUCCAAAAUGCCAAUGGACCGGAGCAUGGGCAAGAAACCAACUACUACGAGCUUGAUGCCGACGGAUUACCCGGUCAUGCAUUAACGCAGCACAUGUUGACCAAGCUGCCGCCCUUUUUGCGAGGCAGUUCGUAUCUAAUCUGUUAUUAA
Talaromyces atroroseus is the source of this 2394-nucleotide messenger RNA. RefSeq lists its product as hypothetical. The transcript has 6 exons. Gene Ontology annotation, cellular component: nucleus; cytoplasm. The coding region runs from base 1 to 2394 and encodes 797 amino acids. NCBI's taxonomy places the organism in Eukaryota, Fungi, Ascomycota, Eurotiomycetes, Eurotiales, Trichocomaceae. Gene Ontology annotation, biological process: mitotic DNA damage checkpoint signaling; protein phosphorylation. The record is from RefSeq and is a predicted model, not a curated record. Gene Ontology annotation, molecular function: ATP binding; protein serine/threonine kinase activity.